UCAAAAGAGCAGUGUUUCUCGAGAUUGCGGCUUGCAUCGAGUCCUUUCUCUCUUCCCUGCAUUGAUUACUUGAGGUCUUCUGUACAAGUACUUACGUUCAGAUUUCGAUAGCUCCGAUUCCAAACCACUUCCUUCCGGUUCGAUUUGUUUGACAGACCCAUCCCCCUGAUCAGUUGAUUAGCACCGAUGGCAUCAAACGCACCAUACUAUCAGAUGCGUGCCGGCCAGCUUCCAGCGAGAACCAACAGCUCAAACGCUGCCUUGCAAGCCGAUGCACCUCAAGACGGAGAUCUUGACCACGUACCCAUCCUGCCUGAACAAUCAACGAAGACCGUUCGUCGGCCCGGGGCAGACAGUCAGUCAAACGACUUUGAGGAGUCGCAUAACCUGGUGGAGCUUCUGGAAGCUGCAGCGACAGCUGCAGACCAAGGAUCUGUUGCUAUGUAUAGCGAAAAGUCAACACCAGCGGUAUUGGAUACACAGAGCACGAGAAAGCGACUCUCCACUCCGACAGGCGCAGCUACCCCGAACGAAAUGGAUGAAGAGAGCUCAGUCGCGAAACGCCGCCGCAUUGACCCAUCGUCGACUGAUCCUAAUCUCGAAUCUAACAUCAUCAUGCAUUCCCCCACUCCGAAGGCGAGUCCUUCACCAUCUCGUGAUAGCCUUCUUGUGAAUGCUCGCGCAGUUGGCGUCCACUCGGCCGUUGCCCUCUUUCGACGCACCAGCUCCAACGCAACACGCAAGUACACACGUCCACCCAUGUCCAAGCUCUUCAUGUCGCUGAACAUUACGCCUGAGAACUUCAUCGCCCUGCAAGCCCUUGCGAAGGCAUACAUGCUCUCGCCGGCACACCCCGACCGACAGUCUUGUGUCGGCAACCGUGGAAAGGGCGACACCGACAUGGUCAAGCUCCGGCUGUUCAACUGUGUGAGAGACUUUUUGACUGAUGGUGGAGUAGGCGAGCAGUUCUUUGGAGAGCAUGUCGAAAAGCCCGGCGAGAGGGAGAGCAGUGAAGCUGCUGCAGCGCUAGGAGAGGAGAGUGGCGGUGUAGAAAAGCUGGUAUGGCCGCGCGAUGGGAACAAGAUUGUCAGCCUUGUCACGCCUCUGAUGAGAAGAAUGGUCACCAACGAGCGACAGAGACUGUACGCCAUCGACACCAGGAAGGGUGGGAAGAAGACGGAGAAUGAGGACAGCGUAGACGGUCACAUUCAUCACAGCUCGCCAACGCCUGAUGUUGAACAGCAGUUCCAAGCAGUACUCGAUCCCACACUCCAAAGGCCUACGGCGAUGCAGCGAUCCCCGCCUUCUACACCUUCCACGACAGUCGUACGAACGGAUGCUCCCAGCGCAACUGCUCUUUCAACUAACAGUCCUGCCCUUGCUGCAUCACCAAAGUCCCCCCUUGCACCACUCUCUGCUGACGCAGCCGAACCCCACCUUACGAACAUCAACAUCUUCCUGACUUAUGCUCCCAACGCAUCCAAAAGCAUCAAGCUAGACGAGAAACGCAUCUCAACGACCCGCCCUGCGCACUUAACCUUCUACAACUACACCGCCUUCCUCGAACAAGUCACUUCGAUGGUGAACCGAGCCGAGCUCCUCCACCCCUCCAUAAAGCCUCCCAGUAGCAGUGUCGACACCGCUCCAGCAGGUACACGCGAGACUGAGAACCUGCGUGGCCUUGCCGCCGCCGCGAAUGCCCUGCAGCCCGAUAGAGACGACCAGCAGUCUCAGCCUGCCUUGUCUGCGUCAACAUCAGCACGGUACACUGUCAAGACUGUUGGUCCGACGGGCUGGCAGGUUAUCGAUAGUGCGGAGGGCUGGUACCACGUCCUCACCGAGCGCGCGUUCGCGACAUGGGCGGAUGGCGUUUGUAACAUUAUCGUCGAGCUUGGUGCUGGCGGGUCGUUGAUGAGCGUAGGGAAGGUGGGUAGUUCACUUGAUGGGGAGGUGCAAAUGGAAGACGUGUGAGUUAUGGAAGUGUAUGUAUAUCGGUUGAUGGUGGCGUUAUGGUGGUUCGUGUUUACAUCGCACUAGUAUUGCUCGGUCGCAUGCGGUGGCAAUCUGUAGGAUAGAUCAAGUUCGUCUGUGCAA
Molecule: messenger RNA, 2094 nt
Organism: Boeremia exigua
Lineage: Eukaryota; Fungi; Ascomycota; Dothideomycetes; Pleosporales; Didymellaceae
Exons: 1
Coding region: 187-1971 (594 amino acids)
Source: RefSeq, a predicted model, not a curated record